AUGGCCGGACCUUCGUACAUGGACCCCAAGUCGACGACCUACCAGCCGCUGAGCGAGCCUUCGGGCAAGUGGCCGGCGGCCAAGGUAACGCUCCCCAUCCCCAUGGGCGAGACGGCCGCCCGCACCGCGCGCGACAUUGAAGAGGCGCGCACCAAGACGGCCUUUGACCCGUCCAAGAUCGAGGAAGUCAUCCGCGACGCCCGCAUCGACAACGAGUCGCGCAAGCGCGUCAUGGGCACCCUCUCGACCGACGACGUCUUUGGCACCUGGAAGAAGCGCAUGGUCCACAUGAACCGCGAGCAGCAGAUGCAGAUGUCGCACUUUGCCUGCCGCCGCCUCCUCGAGCUCGCCGAAAAGCACGACUGGACCACCCACGAGGUCAUCGAGGCCGCCAUCACCCUCGACCUCCAGUCGCCCGUCACCAUCCACUGGGUCGCCUUUGUCCCCGUCAUCUUUGGCCAGGGCUCCAACGAGCAGAUUGAGCGCUGGGGCAACCGCGCCAUGAACCACGAGAUCCUCGGCUGCUACAUGCAGACCGAGCUCGGCCACGGCACAAACGUCCAGGGGCUCGAGACGACGGCCACCUACGACGACGCCAGCGACAGCUUCAUCCUCCACAGCCCCACCCUCACCAGCACAAAGUGGUGGGCCGGCGGCCUGGGCAGGACCGCCACCCACGGCGUCGUCCAGGCCCAGCUCAUCAUCCACGGCAAGCGCUACGGCCCGCACCUCUUCUUCACCCCGCUCCGCUCCCUCGAGGACGGCAGCGUGCUCCCCGGCAUCGUCGCCGGCGACAUCGGCCCAAAGACCUACGCCGCCUUUGGCGGCCUCGACAACGGCUGGGCCCGCUUCGACCACUUCAAGAUCCCGCGCGACAACAUGCUCAACCGCCACGCCCAGGUCAAAAAGGGCGGCGAGUACGUCAAGCCGCCCAACGACAAGCUCAGCUACGGCGGCAUGAUCUUUAUCCGCAGCCAGAUGAUUGACCGCACCGGCUGGAUGCUCUCGCGCGGCAUCACCAUCGCGCUCCGCUACUGCCUCGUCCGCCGCCAAUUCCGCGAUCCGUCGAGCACCGACAUCACCGACGUCGAGCGCAGCGUCCUCAGCUACCCCUCGACCAGCCGCCGCCUCGUGCCGCUGCUGGCCAAGUCGUACGCCUACAUCCUCGCCGGCCGCCGCAUGCGCACCCUCUACGAGGACAUGGCCGCCAAGCUCGAGAGCGGCGACACCGAGCUCCUCUACGACGUCCACGUCGCCUCGUCCAGCCUCAAGGCCUACUGCACCAAGCAGGCCCUCGACGGCAUCGAAGAGUGCCGGCAGGCCCUCGGCGGCCACGGCUUCUCGGGCUACGCCGGCUUCACCACCCUCUUCCCCGAGCAGGCGCCCGCCGUCACCUACGAGGGCGACAACAUUGUCCUCGCCUCGCAGGUGGGCCGCGCCAUGCUCAAGAUCUCGGGCGAGCUCGACAAGGACGCAAAGACGCCCGUCGCAAACACCUCGGCCUUCCUCCGCGCCAUUGCAACGCCCAACGCCGUGCCCUUCCAGUCGCCCCAGUCGCCCCAGGACUGGUACCGCCCCGAGGUCUACUCGGCCGCCCUGGCGCUGCGCGCCGCGCAGCUCGUCACCGACCUCCGUGCCGAGAUUGCAGAGGGGCGCAAGUUUGGCGACCUCAGCUUCGAGUGCAUCGAGGUGGCAAAGAGCCACGCCGAAUUUGUCGUCGACCUCUGGUUCUCCGAGGCCAUCAAGGACGACGCCGAGGCCCUCGGCAACGCCGAGUGCGGCUGGCUGCGCAAGCUCGUCACCCUCCACGCCCUCACCGCCCUGUCGCGCAAUAUGACCCCGCUCGUCCUCCCCGCCUCGGGCCAGGGCCGCAACCUGGCCGGCUACCGCAACGGCCAGGCCGUCGUCGCGCCCGAGAGCGUCGUCCACCUCGAAAAGGCCAUCCGCGACCUCGUCGCCGAGAUCCUGCCCCAGUCGAUUGGCCUCUCGGACGCCUUUGGCUGGCUCGACUGGGAGCUCGGCUCGUCGCUCGGCAGAAAGGACGGACGGGUAUACGAGCAGCUCAUGGCCGACGCAGAGUCCAACCCGCUCAACCACGACUCGCCCGGCCCCGGCAUCGACAACGUCGGCCGCUACCCGUACGGCAGCGAAAAGACGGGCAAGCACGUCGUCGAGUGGUACAAGACCGAGAUUGGUCCGUUGCUCCGCGCCGCCGCAAAGCGCUCCGAGGACGGCGGCAUCCGCGGCGACGGAAGCAAGCUCUAG
Pseudozyma flocculosa PF-1 is the source of this 2265-nucleotide messenger RNA. RefSeq lists its product as uncharacterized. Gene Ontology annotation, molecular function: FAD binding; fatty acid binding; acyl-CoA oxidase activity. Gene Ontology annotation, biological process: lipid homeostasis; fatty acid beta-oxidation using acyl-CoA oxidase. Gene Ontology annotation, cellular component: peroxisome. The record is from RefSeq and is a predicted model, not a curated record. NCBI's taxonomy places the organism in Eukaryota, Fungi, Basidiomycota, Ustilaginomycetes, Ustilaginales, Ustilaginaceae. The transcript has a single exon. Bases 1 to 2265 code for a protein of 754 amino acids.